AUGCCUCCCUCUGUACCCAACAGCCAAGGCUCCGACUCUCCAGCGGAUGUCCCCUACGGCACAUGGAACUCAUUCCCCUGGGAGCCCUUCCCCGAAUAUGCCGGUUCCAAGUCAGUUCUGUAUCGCUCAGCAGACGGCAAGAUUGUCGCGGGAGCUGCCAAAGAAACAGGGACAGCAACGCUCACCUACCCGUGUGACGAGUUCUUCUACGUAACCGAGGGGUGGAUCAAGCUGGCAAUCCACGGGGGGGAGACAUUCACCUUGACCAAAGGGCAAUUUAUAUAUCUGAAGAAGGGAACUACGGUUGACUUUGAGUUUGGACCGGAUUUCGCAAAUGUGGCUGUCUUUAUUGAUAGCAACCCGGUGACGCUUAUCUGA
Fusarium keratoplasticum is the source of this 378-nucleotide messenger RNA. RefSeq lists its product as uncharacterized. The record is from RefSeq and is a predicted model, not a curated record. The coding region runs from base 1 to 378 and encodes 125 amino acids. The transcript has a single exon. NCBI's taxonomy places the organism in Eukaryota, Fungi, Ascomycota, Sordariomycetes, Hypocreales, Nectriaceae.